AUAAGCACUCAACUUAAACCAAAUCACAAGCAAGGAAAUGGAUCCGAGCUUCAUCGGAACUACUCCUGCUACGGCGGAGAACCACCACCACACUUCCAUUUGUGCUGACACCAUGGAGUUGGACGAAAUGUUGGAUAACUUGCUUCAGCGUGAUCUUAGUGAGUUCGACUUCAACCUCUUUGACAUUCCAUUACCGCUUUCUUCACAGCAGCCGGUAACAGGUGGGAUGCCUAUUGAUCCGGUUCCUGCACCUGCACAGCCGCCACAGUUUCAGAGCUUCUCUGAGGUAUCUGAUAAUGUCAAUUUGAUAAAAACUAACAGUGCCCUAGCUGCAUAUGGCAGAAACCACGGUGGCGAGACUGUAUUAGGCCACCCUGUUUGUCUUGGCAGCGGGUCCUCAGCACCAUCGUCUUAUAAGAAGAGGACGGUUAUACCCCCAGAAGAGCUUGCGGAACUUGAAAUUUCUGAUCCCAAAAAAGCACAGAGGAUCAUUGCUAAUAGGGUUUCUGCUCAAAAAUCCAAGGAGAAGAAAAGGAAAUAUGAAAAAGAGUUGAAAAAAAGAGUUGAGUUACUUAAAAUUAAAGCUGAUAACGUAACUGCUGAGCGCUUGACCGCGAUGAAUGAAGCUAUGCAAUUAGCUGCUGAGCACAAGAGGAUCAAAGACCUGAUACAGUCUACUUUACAGCAUCAAGAAAAGCAAAGAGCUGUCAUUAAAUUGAUGAAGGAUCAAGCAAAUAUCCUUGAGAUGCAAAUUCAUGAAAUGAAUACAGCAAUGGCUGAUUUAUCUUUUGGUGAACCAGUCUCUCAAUCCCAGCAAGAACUCUACACACCGCCGCAGCCGCCUCUAGUUCCUCCUCCACAAUCUCCCUUUGGCGACCCUUUACUUCCUUCCCCACCAUCUUCCUUUGGCGAGGCGUUAGCUCCUCCUCCGCUGUCUUCCUUUGGCGAGCCGUUCGCUCCUCCUCUGCUAUCUCCCUUUGGCGAGGCAUUAGUUCCUCUGUCAUCUCCCUUUGGGGAGCCUUUUCGUGAUCAUUUUAUUGGCACCAACUUUUCAAACUACAGUCCAUGGAACUAGUAUAUUUUUAGGGGUGGGGUAAUCAUCACCAGUAACAUUUGUGUAUUGGCAUAUAUAUGUACCGGUGAAGCUUGUGAAAGACA
Lathyrus oleraceus (garden pea) is the source of this 1158-nucleotide messenger RNA. RefSeq names its product transcription factor VIP1. The transcript is spliced from 4 exons. The record is from RefSeq and is a predicted model, not a curated record. Gene Ontology annotation, cellular component: nucleus. Lineage: Eukaryota; Viridiplantae; Streptophyta; Magnoliopsida; Fabales; Fabaceae. Gene Ontology annotation, biological process: regulation of DNA-templated transcription. Bases 38 to 1075 code for a protein of 345 amino acids. Gene Ontology annotation, molecular function: DNA-binding transcription factor activity.